Molecule: messenger RNA, 3239 nt
Organism: Apis mellifera (honey bee)
Lineage: Eukaryota; Metazoa; Arthropoda; Insecta; Hymenoptera; Apidae
Exons: 10
Coding region: 35-2944 (969 amino acids)
Biological process (GO): protein ubiquitination
Cellular component (GO): Cul4-RING E3 ubiquitin ligase complex
Source: RefSeq, a predicted model, not a curated record
AUUCAUGCAUAUAUUUCAGUAGGGUUAUUUAAAAAUGGCGGAUGCAUCGUCUUCCGAUACUACCUCAGAUUGUUGUAAUGAAUGGUUCUCUGAUAUUACCUCUGAAAAAUCAGAAUAUGUUAUAGUGGGCCAAAAACCAUGUCUAUCUCAUCGUCGCAGUAAAAGACAUUUCUUACAGAAGCUAUUUUUAAGAGAGAUCAGAGGCUGUUUAUCAGCGCACAAUUAUGCCUCAGAAGAAAGACUGUUUGCUACUGUACCUUCAUGGAGACAUUUACCACUGUUACAUGUAAUCCCAAAAUCUGCAUUAGAAGCAGGACAUAUUGUAAUGGGAUUGACACAAUGUGGUCAGUUUUUACUUACAUACACAUAUACUAUGGAUGUGAGUGGCACUACUUCUUUAUACAAAUACUUAUUACAUUGGUGGGCUUUUACUCCAAAUCAUGUUGCACGUAAAGUUGCAGAGGUUACGCUUUUUGGUAAUUACACUAUCUAUAGAGAACUCAGUAUUGUAAUAUCUCAAUGGCCAAUGGAAAGAAAUAAACUAGUAAUACAUGGUCUUUGUACAAAUUGGCUACAUCUUCAACCAACAGAUAGAGCAUACUUAACAAUAACUACAGUACCAUCUCUUGAAAAUUGUAAAGACUGUUUAAAAGUAGCAGCAUCUUAUGAAGAAGAAGGUGAAGAGCUAGCAGCAAACUGGGAUGGUUGUGUACGAUGUAACUGUCUUCAACAUGGGCUCACUGUCCAUACCACCUACGAAGUAAUUUCUCCAUAUCCUAGGUUCCGUGCUACUGUCUGUUUGAAUUAUUGGAAUCAUGUGGUAGUUAACACAGGCAACUUUUUACAUGUGCUCAGGGUGGACUUGGACAUUCCAAAAUCAAAAAACCAGAAGUCUAACGAUAAACAGGAUACUGUAAUUUCUGAUACGAUGCCGUUAGACAUGAGUGAUGUCGAGGAAUUGGAUUACACUAAAACUGUGGAACGUUACGAGAUUUCCGACGAGAAAAUAAGCACAUCUGAAUGUGCUGCAGUUGAUCAAUCGCCACGAUGCGAAUUAAAUAUAGAACAUGACUUUUUAGAAGAAUCAAUUAAAUUAGAUAAGUUAGGCCGUGAUUCGUUAAAUACCUCAAGCAGCAAUCAAAGCGACUGUGUCUGUGAUAUAAAUAAGUCUGCUGAUGUCGUAGGUGUUAAGUCGUGCGGGUGCUCUGACAGCAGCGAGUGUAAAUGUCGAAAUAGUAGUCCAAUCUCACGAAUCGAACAACAAGCGAUCUCGGUCAGAGAUAAAAUCUUACAGGAUUUCUGCGAGGAUAUGUCUCAGGAGCUCAAUAUCGGUAGUGAUUUAAUUACACUAGUAAAACAUCCUUCGUGUUCCCCACGAUCUACACCGCAAAGACUUCCUUCUGAUCUCAAAACUAUGAUAUGGUCUUCGCCAAUUCUAACGCCGCCCUCAGAUAUCUUGAAAACUCGGAAUUCAGAAUCUAGUCAUAAAAGCACACGUAGUCAACGAUCUAGUUCCCCUCAACCUGGUGCUUCAAAGGACAAUAAUAUCGUUUCCGUUAACUCUCCUCUUCAUUCGGUUUCUAUGAGUCCAUCUUCUUCAUGUUCUUCGCGAUUAAUGUCACCUCCCAUAUCGCGAUCCUUCCGUUAUCCAAGUCCACGCAAAAGAUCUAACUUACAUUCUCCUCCUCCAAUUGUGAAUUCAGCACAGUCUAGAACAAGAGCUACACACAAGCUCAUUCUUGAAGCUGAAAAAGCAUAUGAAUUCACAGACGAAGCACAAGAAACUUGUGAGAAGCUUAGUUCAUUUCGAAAACGAAGACUUGCUGAUAAAAAAUAUGAAUUUUGUGAUGAAACUGAGGAUGCCGAAAAUAUAGUUCCUUUCAAACAUAUACGGGAUCAAUUCAAACACCGUAGCUGUUCUAUUUAUCAAAUAUCAUCCUCUCCUACAAUGUCAUCUGUAUUGCCUAAUGGUAGAAAACAUUGGGUGGAUUCUGAUCAAAGUGAAACAGAUGAUAUCAAUGUUAAUCAAGAAAAUAAUAUAUCAAAUGAAUUAAUUAUAGAUUCAGCUGAAAAAAAUGUAUUACGUCCAUUAAAUCAGAAUCAACUAUCUAAUGGAGGCAUAAAUAGGGAUCGUUCUAAUAAAUAUUCUAUAAAUUCCUCUCCAUUAGUUCCAAAAAUAAAUUUACAAUUUCCUAGCAUAAAAUGCACAGCACAUUUCAAAAGAAGUUACAUAGAACUUGAUGAUGAAAUGAUAUCAGUUAUUACAGAUGUUGAAGAUGAGGAAACAGGAGGAUAUGUAAGUUAUCAAUGUGUACUUCCUAUGCACGUCCAUGGAUCUGGUUAUGUCCAAAUGCAAAUGAUUAGCAAUAGCAAAGCAGAAAAAUUGAUAGUACCAUGUGUUUCAAUAAAUCAAUUAAGUUUCGAUAUUGAAACGUUUUCUCAUCAUAUUGCUGAUUGGAUUUGUAUGAGAUUUAAAAAGAGAUAUUGGCAUUGCAGUGAUUAUGAUAUAGAAAUAAUAGAUGUGUGCGCGUUAAGUGGUGAUAUUAUCUGUCUAUUAAUUAUGAAGAUACAAGCUAGUGAAAUUAGUAAUCAAACUCAAUGCUCUCAAGAGAGAAAACAGUACGAAGUGGGAUGCAAAUUUACAUGGAACAUCGAUACAAGCCAAUAUAGAAUAACUGAUAUAUUACCAUUAGAAGAAGUAAAACCUGAAUCAUGGAAGCCAAAUUGUAUGAAUGUUCCAAAUUUUCGAAGUCCAUUAUGGAACCCGACCAGACGUUUAGCACCAAAAUUAAGAGAAAAGAUACAACAACCAUACGCGCACACAGUUCGAUUUUUACAUAACGAAAUGACUUUGACAGGCGAAUCCAUAACUAGACUUCAUGAUUUGGAUAAUUUGGUGGAAUUUUACAUAACACCAAUGCCAAACUAUUCUUCAAUUGAAUAGAUAAUUAUCGACUAGAUGAUAAAUUGCAAACAAUAUUUAUUGUUAUAAAUCUAAGAAUUUCAUCAUCGGUAAGAUAGCGUGUACAAUGUAAUGAAUGUAUUGGAAACAUACCCCAUAGAUUUAUGAUAACUAUUUCAAAAAAUCAUUUCCAAACUUGAAUAACAGAUAUAGCAGAUGUAACACGUUGUAUAGAUUCUUACUGUGCUUUUUUAACGAGACUAUCUAAAUAAGUUUAUUAUUAAGUGCCACUAUAAUGAAUUGUCCAAAACUUAACGACGUAUUAAGGGUAAUGAUA